GCGGCCCGCGAUAGCGGUGGGGCCGGACGGGGCGGAGGGGCCCGGGGCCCCGCGGCGCGGCCCGGUGUGGGGCCCGUGGGGCCCGCGGCGCCGUCAUGCGCGCGAGUGCAGCGCUGGCCGUCGCACUAGUGGCGGCUGCCUGCGCGGCCUGCGCGGCCUCGUCCACCGGCCGUCCCGAGGCCAGGCCCGCGACCGCGCCGACCAUCUCGCGGCCGUGGAGCGCGACCGCGGCGGACAGGCACGCCGCCAGGAGGCAGCCCGCGACCCCCGGCAGGCACGCCGCCGCCUCUUCGAAGCUCGCCGACGCCGAGGUGCAGCCCGGUCGACUGACCACUGCGGUCAGAGAUAUCCUAUUUGUGAGGCACGCGGAGAAAUAUGAAGCGGCUGAUGUGACGAAAAGAAUCGAGGAGGACACUAACAGACUGCCGUCGACUGCCGAGGUGCCGUCAGCAGUCCUGUUGCCUGCCAGUCCUUCCCACCAGUCGAACGAUGCAACGGAAGCUCCAGUAUUCUCACAGCACGCCUCUGUGAACUCGCUGGAAACAGUUUCCAGGCACGGUGAAGAGUUUCCGAUCAAGAUCGGCGCGUGGAACUCCCUCUCCGAUUUGUCCACCAGCCGAGGUUGGGUUAGGUUUGGUUUUGGGCAUUGGAAAACUACACCAAAGCCCGAGAGCAAGAACGCAGAUCUGACUGAGGUGACGCCCACGUCGAGCCUGCCAUUCCAUGUGACAUCUCAUUCUUCUUCAUCUCACCCCACAAGAGGUGCAGCAGCUACGGCCAUGAAAUCAGUGCAGCCACUUACGCAAGGACCAGCAGUGACUAUUCCAGCCUCUUCAGUGCCACCGACAAGAGGCGCCAGCACUGUGGCUACCACCCAUACAAGAGACGCGCAACCCCAUUUACGAACGAAAAGUCCACUGAGCACUUCGUCCACACUCACUUCCGUCGUGGAAACGAUGAGGUCCAAGCCCACGUCGCUCGACGGCUCAUACGCCGGCGAUUCCUCCUCAACGAACAGUCUACAACCACACAAGGAAAACGAGUAUACCUUUGGAACGAGCCCGUUGCCAAUGAGCGAUGAGUGGGCUGCCAAUCAAUCAAUGCUGUCCUCGUGGAAAGGGGCGCAUACAACAACGGAGGUCCUGUUGGCUAAAGACACGCCUUCAACUCUACCAAACAAUAAACUCGUCUUCGAAUUGAGCCCAACGCCGUCAGUGGGCACGACUCAUGAAAAUGACAACACAGAAGCACACACUGAAUUCACUGGCAAACGGCGGCACGCGACCAGCUCCUAUCUCGCCCCGAGCGAAGCUUUGAAACCCGCUCGAAAAGCAAUCGUCAUUACUUUCCCUAAACUGAAUAAGAAUCUACCGAUAAAAGCGGCAAACGACAGCGACGUAAAGCAGCAUGAUGCUCAUUUGGAACGUGGAGCUGCACUAUCUCAAGUCAAACUGCCACUCGAAAGAGAAGUCAGUACGCUAGUGGCGGAUGUUACCGGGAAGUUUUCAUCUCCUGUCUCGCCUUUGUACGUGGAACAGCAAACGGCGAAACUUGAAUCGGAAACUACAAUGGCGCAAAGUUUUGCCAGUUCAACCGAGAUCGUGCGUCUAGGCGAGGAUAAUUCUGAACCGGUGACAAGUGCGGUCGAUGGUAAACAAGGCGAGGAAGGCAAAGCAAGAGAAGGCAAACAGUUGAUUUUAACAGUGCUGGUCUCUUACCUGAAAGAGGGGCACUCGCUCGUGAACGAAACAAUAACCUUCAACUUGGACAGAAGAGAUAAUUCGACGGACAACACGCAAAUUACUCUCGACCACAUUUCCACUGAAUGGACUGAAACUUCGAGGGCGAUUGCCUCCGCGCUCUCGCAGCUGCCGUCUCUCCAAAGAGUACUCAAAGGAUUCGUCCUCGCCACGCCCGCCGCAAAACAGGACUCUGCUACACCAUUUCCUCCAACUUUGUCUCUUCGGCCGUCGCCAUUGAGCACAACGGAGAAUAUGCUUCCCUUUAUCAGUCCAUCUGAACGAGGAAAUGAAAAGAUUUUAAUUACUCCGUCUCCUUCCAACGAAGAUCUCGACGAAGACCCUCUGGUAUAUUCUACCCGGAGUAGAGGGCCGGGUUUACCAACUGACGUCCUUGUAGAAGAGAAAGCCGAAGAAACGAAAGUAACUGCACCGUUUGCGCAAACACACCCCGACUACAAAUAUGAAACUGCGAUAGACUACGUUCCAAACGUCAACGGAAACACUGACAUCAAUUACGACAAUCGGACCAAGAAAAUUGUCUUGUACGUUGACACCGGUGACUGCGUACCAGAAAUUGCUGAAAAGAUAUCGAGGCUAGAAAAUAGGAGCAAUAGCGAUUCAGGAAAACAGAUUGUUAUAGAAAUGAAUUGUUAUCAACCAGAUUACACCAACUCGGAGCAAAUGAACUCAAACAAUAGUGAUAAAAAUGACAUCCCAGAUGCCGAAACUGGUGAUAUUCAACUAACAAGGGCAAUUGAAACACAUUUAAGUAGCACUAGACCCAUGAAAAGUUUAUCCACGGUAAAGCCACCGGAAUUUCUGACUCUGCCCACAAAACGACGCUCUUUUGCGCACCAAAGCACUCAGACGGAUCUUCCUACAGACAUGAAAUCAACCUCCAUAUCUGUAGGUCUGAGACGAUCAAUGGCGGUAACGACUUCACCAAAGAGGCGACAGCCCCUUCAAAUAAAACAAAAAAUAGACAGCUCUGACUCAACACCGAGGCCUGACGCGAAACUUCUGGAAGACUCUAAACGGAAGUGGACACGGAGCCGAGCUCGUAAAACUAGUGGUAGUCAGGAGACCACAAAGAAAACAGCACAAACCGACGCAGGCAAACAUACGCUAAUGAGUACAACACCUGGAUCAGAAGCUACAAGAGAAACAAGAGUGGCCAAACCCGAGUCUACGAAAGCGAACACUGAGGGUUUCGUCCGGCCCGACGAGGAGGAUCAGAUCGGAAUGCGAAUGGAUGUGGGCGGGCCGAUUUCGACAACUUCACGCGCUCGAGAAAAUACUCCGACUAAUGGAAGAACGUAUCUCAAACAAAAAGCUAAAAAAUCUAUAAAUGUAAAAGACACGCCCAAGGCCCGGGGCGUGACGAUGACAAUCAAGAUUAGGGCGAGGAAAAAAGAAAAUGACACGGACGAUAAGUAUGUUAAAAUGGCAUUAGUGCCCAGUCGUCUCCCCGAGACUCUGGCAUUAUCUGGUGCCGACAAAAUACAGUCGAAAACAAGUCCUCGUAAUGAGUUUACUGCCAGCCAACUUUUUAAUAGUAGCCAGGAUAACUUGAUUUUGGAGAACGCAGAUGCUGCUCCACGUAUCGACGAGCUGUCAAUUGAUCCAUCACAGAUCAGCCUCGCCAAGACAUCGACUAUACCGCCAUGGGGCUUUUUGAAGUUAUUUUCGCUCUUGGAAGGUUUUGAACUUGGAAAUUUGCCUGCCAACCAAAACAGAAUGAAAUCAGCAAUUAUGCCUAUCACACUUAGUACGGAGACCGCAAGCACACCCUCCUCAGUCAGUUUGUCGACCACCACGACUUCGAACACGACGUCUCCGACCACUGCAAUUACCGCGUCUUUUGAACAGCCAAAUGACGGUGACAAUGCUCAAUCCCUAGAAACGGAAAUACUUGCAGAUACUCAACAGGCGAGUGAUGUGCUGGUCUCACAAAUGCCGAAAGUCAACAAUUCGUCAGCAGACGAAUCCAAGCUCUCCCCUGAAGGUGAUAGUUCAGUGACAAAUGCUGCGGCGCAGUUGAGCUUAACGACGGCGUCGUCCACUGCGAGUAGCUCUGAAGCACCGAGAACGGCCAGGCCCCGCUCGCUGCUCUCAGAACCCAAACUGAGGGCAAAUAAGAGCCGGGGUUACCGUCCAAAACCCGCUGACGAUCCACGACUUUUGUCGCGCGGUAGGAUCAGGCUCACGACGAGCAGGACCGGGACCGCGUUCACCCAGGGGGACGCCUGCGAGAAUCUGUGCAGGCCGAGGUAUAGAACGGUGUGCGCGCAGGUUGGCUCGAUUACGAGGACCUUCAACAGCCUAUGCGACGUGAAAGUAGAGGGCUGCGUCGUGGGAGAAAAUCCCAAAAUUCUGCAUACCGGCUCGUGCAACAGGUUCAGGAAAAAGAAAACGAAGGUGACGAUAGAACAGGAAGAGGAAGUUCCAGAAAACGAACUCGUCGAAGAGGCUUCAUACACAUUCAAGCCUCCUGUUUCCACAACAUUCUCGCCAAGACGCUGGAUAUUUGACUCAGUUAAUAGCACUCUUCCAGUUUGACGUACCUGCGCUGCGCACAUCCACCAAAACAUACGGCGGAGACUUUGUAGUGUGAUCAAUAAAUAUAUCAGAGUUGAGGUA
Frankliniella occidentalis (western flower thrips) is the source of this 4382-nucleotide messenger RNA. RefSeq lists its product as uncharacterized. The record is from RefSeq and is a predicted model, not a curated record. The transcript is spliced from 4 exons. NCBI's taxonomy places the organism in Eukaryota, Metazoa, Arthropoda, Insecta, Thysanoptera, Thripidae. The coding region runs from base 96 to 4301 and encodes 1401 amino acids.